Messenger RNA from Cololabis saira (Pacific saury), 1005 nucleotides. It is a transcript of the gene mrpl46, whose product is annotated as mitochondrial ribosomal protein L46. NCBI's taxonomy places the organism in Eukaryota, Metazoa, Chordata, Actinopteri, Beloniformes, Belonidae. The record is from RefSeq and is a predicted model, not a curated record. The transcript has 4 exons. Gene Ontology annotation, cellular component: mitochondrial large ribosomal subunit. The coding region runs from base 13 to 882 and encodes 289 amino acids. Gene Ontology annotation, molecular function: structural constituent of ribosome.
CCUCAGUCCAACAUGGCUGCGCCCUGUCAGAGGAUCAUGGCAGGUCGGUCAGUCCAGUUCUGGUGUCGGUUCCGCAGAACCGCUGCUGCGGGUUCUGUUCGCCGGUUCUCCGUCUGCUCGGCCCGGCGGGCCGGGGCCGGGGCCGGGUCGGAACCGGCGGGUUCGGGCUGGACUCUGGCGGCCGCCGCGGUUCUGCAGAGGCUGCCGGUUCUGUCGGCCCGACUGGACCCGGUGGAGGAGCGGUUCCGACGGAUGAUGCUGCAGAUGGAGCUGGAGAAGAGCCUGCUGUCGGACCACGAGCUGCGGCUGCUGGAGGACGCGGAGCGGAUGAGCCGCAAGCAGGCGGACGACUACGACUCCGACGAGGAGGGAGGCCGCGGCGACCAGGAGAUCAUGCUGGGCCAGGACCUGGAGGACACGUGGGAGCAGAAGCUGAAGGGCUUCCAGCCGGCGCCGCGGGACACAGCCGGCGUGGACGGGGACGCGACCUCGGCGGAGCGCUGCCUGGCCGAGACGCUGGUGCUGCUGGCCCGGCAGCCGGUGGGCGGGGAGAAGCUGUGGCUGCUGCCGCAGGCCCAGUGGCGCGGAGGAGAGACGCUGCGACAGACGGCGGAGCGGGCGCUCGCCGCCCUGCCAGCCGGCUUCACGGCCUCCUUCCUGGGCAACGCGCCCUGCGGCGUCUACAAGUACAAGCUGCCCCGGGCGCUGCGGACGGAGAGCUCGGCGGGGCUGAAGGUUUUCUUCUUCAAGGCCGUCCUGGCGGCCGGCGCUCCGGCCCAAACCCCCGACGCCCCGCUGGUCUGGGCCAGGAAGAGCGAGCUGCAGCAGUACCUGAAGCCCGAGUACCGGGCCAAGGUGGACCGCCUCGUCCUCAGCGUCUGACGUGGAGACUCAGCCGGGCCGGAGGACGAGGCCGACGAUGUCAAGAGCGUCACUGUCGUUGCUCAACUGUCUUCUUCUGCAGUUAAAUGAUCUGUAAUUCAAUAAAAUACUUAUGUUUUGUUA